Molecule: messenger RNA, 2053 nt
Organism: Mesitornis unicolor (brown roatelo)
Lineage: Eukaryota; Metazoa; Chordata; Aves; Mesitornithiformes; Mesitornithidae
Gene: FAM184A
Product: family with sequence similarity 184, member A
Exons: 13
Coding region: 1-1773 (590 amino acids)
Source: RefSeq, a predicted model, not a curated record
AUGGUAAAGUUACAGGUGUGUCGUCUGCAAGACUUAGUACGAAAAAGUGAACAAGGCCUCGGUACUGCAGAAGGACAUAUCUCCAGUCUUCAGGAAGCUCAGGAAAUACUCCAGAAAGAACUAGAAUUAACUAGAGCAAGACUGCGAGAGACCACAGAUUCAUUGUAUAGUGUUGAGGGGGAACUAGAUCAGGAGAGACAACAGCACGAGGCAAUGAUUGCGGCCAUGAGAGAAGAGGAGAAGUUCAAAGUUGACAGAAUGGCUCGUGACUUGGAAAUAAAAUGGACAGAAAAUCUUCGGCAAGAAUGUAAUAAGCUUCGUGAAGAGCUGAGGCUUCAGCAUGAAGAGGAUAAGAAGGCAGCCAUGACUCAGCUGUUGCAGCUGAAAGAACGUGAAAAAAAUGCAGCAAGAGAUGGAUGGCAAAAAAAAGUUGAAGAUCUUUUAGACCAGAUCUCCUUACUGAAGCAGAACCUGGAGAUGCAGCUUUCCCAGUCCCAGAGCUCUUUGCAGCAGCUACAAGCCCAGUUCAGUCAGGAGCGACAGAGGCUGACUCAGGAGAUCCAAGAAUUAGAAGAGGAGCAUCAGCAAAGGCAUAAAUCGCUUCAGGAAGCCCAUAUCCUUGCCUUUCAAAACAUGGAAGAAACAAAAGAGCAAGAACAAAAGGAAUUAGAAGAACGUUUACAGCAGAAGCACUCAGAAGAACUUCAUGCACUGAAAGAAACACAUAAACAAGCCAUGGAAGGGUUCAAAUUGGAGAUGGAGCAGGAACUUCAGACACUACGAUUUGAGCUGGAGGAUGAAGGAAAAGCUAUGUUAGCUUCCUUGCGCUCAGAGCUAAAUCAUCAACACGCAGCAGCAAUUGACCAGCUGAGGCACAACCAUCAACAAGAAUUGGUAGCUGCCAAAAUGGAGCUUGAAAGAAGCAUAGAACUCGGCAGGCGACAGGAGAAAGAAUUUUUGUGCCGAAUAUCAGAUCUACAAGAUGAACUGAGGCACCGAGAUCAUCAUAUAGCUGAACUGGACAAAGAGAUUCUGCAUCUUCAUGAAAACAUAAGUGCAUUGACCAAGGAAUUAGAGUUUAAAGGGAAAGAAGUUCUUAGAAUACGCAGUGAAUCCAACCAACAGAUCAGGAUGCAUGAGCAAGAUUUAAGCAAGAAACAUGAGAAAGAGCUGGAUGUCUUGACAGCAGAUCACAUCAGAGAGAAACAAAGCAUGCUGGCAGAUUUUAAUAAGACCCAAGAGCUGCUCAAGGAAAUUAAUUCAGCUUUACAGAUUUCUUUAGAAGAAAUGGAAGAAAAAUAUAAAACCAGAGAAUCAAGACCAGAAGACUUGCAGCUUAUCUCAGAACUGAAAGACCUAAUUGCAGAGCGGGACCAACUCAUAAAGAAAUUGAUUGAGGACAAAAAGUUCUAUCAGCUGGAGCUAGUUAACAGGGAGACUAACUACAGCAAAAUGUUUAAUGCAAGCCCUAAUGUUGGUGUUAUUAAUCCAUUGGUGAAGCAAAAGAAGAAGAACGAUAAAUCAACAAACAGGUUUGUGAGUGUCCCCAAUCUAAGUGCUCUGGAGUCUAGCGGAGUGGUGGGCAAUGGACAUCCCAACCGCCUGGAGCCCAUUCCCAACUCACCCAUCCACGAUAUUGAGUUCAACAGCAGCAAGCCAGUGCCACCCAAAGAGCCCAAGACGUUUUUGAGCCCUCCUCAGAGUGACGCUUCGCCGGUGGCUUCACCAGACCCACAGCGCCAGGAGUGGCUCGCCCGGUACUUCACGUUCUGAGGGACGGUUCGUUGUUGUGGCACAGCGUGAUGUGGACUGUUCAUAAGAGCAUGACCUUAAUUAAACCCUCCUGUGAACGAGCUUUCCUGUAAUUUGUCAAACACUGUGAAUGAGAAAGUCUUUGUCUUUCUGAUUUGAAACUGCACUGUAUUUCAUGUUAUAUUUCUUGGAAUCACUUGACAUGGUACUAUAUAAUGUGUGUAAUUAUAACUAUUAUUUUUAUUUAAAAUGGAAGAAUCUUUAAACUUUGUAAUUACUACAUAAUAAAUUUUGGUAGAAC